This is a messenger RNA of Porites evermanni, 3958 nucleotides long. The record is from the annotation of a GenBank genome assembly. NCBI's taxonomy places the organism in Eukaryota, Metazoa, Cnidaria, Anthozoa, Scleractinia, Poritidae.
AAAGAUGAUGCUUCUCCCUAUCAAAGUACAACCACAACACUGAUAGCUGUCAUAGGAGUGAUCAUUUGCUUGGUUGCUCUCAUUAAAUGGUAUUUCAGUGGCGGUGUUUGUAAGUCCAAGGCUCGAUUGGAUGGUGAGUGAACAGCAAAAUGUUGGAAUAUUUUCUAUUCAUGUUGUCCUUCAGCAACAUGGUUAAAAACAAAAAUAUUGCUCUAAUGAGGCUUAUUAAACUACUGAUUAAAAAAUAAAAUUACAAUCCAAGCUUUCACCGAUCAACGGCAUCAUCAGGGACAAGAAAUUAUUCCACGUGGCACCAUAUACACAUGUAUACAAAAUAAAUGUCAGGUGAAAUGUGUAAAAGCAUAAAAAUGAUAUGAAGUAUGUAUAUCAUUUAAUAUUUUUUAGCUUUAUUGGGCAAGAUCAAAUCGAAAAAAUAAAAAAUAAUAUAAAAAAAAUUGAAAAUAUACAAACAUAAAGAAUUAAAGCCCAAAAGGGAUGGGCACGAACGGGACACUCAGACCCAUGCGGGGUGCCUACCCUAGGAAAAUAUAAGGAUUUAAAAUAAUAAUAUUUUGUGUACAAAAAAAGUAAAAUCUAUUAGUAGUAAGAGGAAAGUCUAGUUGUAGAACAAUCUAAUAUUGUAAAAUUGUUGUGUAACUGUAGAGAAAUCUAAUAGUAUUAAAAAAAGAAAAAUAAAAUAUAUACAGAAUUUUAUAGUUUGUACAAAGGAGAAUGGACUACAUAUGUUGAUUUGAAUUUCUUCUUGUUUCUUGUAUUAAAAUUAAUUGGCAAUUAAUUAGUAAUUAGUAAUUAGUCAUUGUAAUUUUAUAUACAUACAUAUUCAAGUUAGUGACAUUAACAUUCGUGAGAUAUGAAAGGUAUAGAAAUAAAAAAUUAGAAUAAAAGGCAAUAGUUUAUUGAUCGCGUGUCUCUACAAAGAGUUUCUUAUAAUGCAUUAAAAUAGCUAGCAUAUAAAAUACUAAAACAGAAGGUGUGCAAAUUGGCCACAAAAUGUAGGGUUAUAAUAAUGCAAAAUCUUUCUAAUAAAAAGGCACUGACAGCACAUACCUGCCCUGUGGCAUGGGGAUCUGCAAAAAGACUUGACCAUUUUUCAGCAUUCAAAACAGGGGGAGACUGGUUCAUUAAUAGCUAGAAAAUUUCUCAGAUUUCUACUCCUAAAAGUGCCAAGUUCAAGUUCAAGUUCAUUUAUUCACACUUAUUCAAUUACAAUACAACAAUAAGGAAAAAAAAGGAAGAAGUAAAAAACAGAGCUAAAUAUACAUUGAAUUAAACAUAAAAAAGGAAGAGUGUGUAGAAGCCAAAGGAGCCAAGCUUUCGAGUUGGCUACUACCACAGAGCAGUUACAAGUGGGUGGAGGAUAUACGGUACUAUAUAAAAAAAAACUAUUCAAAUUAAAUAAUUAAAUAAAUAGAACUGUUAAACCCUCCACGCGUUUAACUCUCCACCCGCCAUCUUGCGCGGCUUCAAAAUUCAGGGUUAGACCACUUUGCAAUUUCUGUAUUAUUUUCAUGUCUGGCCAUUUUCCAUUGACUUGGUGGAGAAUCCCCCCCCCAUGUUCAAGUGCACCCCCCCCCAAGAUUCUUUCCAUUGGUAAAUACUUUAAGAUUUAAUCCAUCAUUUCAUCAUGAUUGAAAUGUCAUUUUUACCCUUGGCUUAUUUAUUACUUGAUUAAAGGAACAGGUUCAUGGUUUAGCGCAUCAGCUCAUUCAUCAAAAUGCUGUUUUUCUGCUGGGACAUGCUGUAUUGUCUAUGCAAGCAAUAUGUCAUAAUGUUGUCAAAGAGCCAAUCUGAGCACUCCCCUGGCGGUCACUUGCAUUUGAUCAACUUGAAUAUUUGCAAAUAGCUGUAAAUUAAUCAACCAAGGAAUAAAACCUUUGGGUCAGCAAUAAAUUUAACAUUGGUAGUGUUGGCAUAAUCCACUUAUUUUUUUGUGAUUUUAUAGCCUGCGUAGCAAGCGUAUCCAGUCGAGUUAUAGCUCGAAAUCUUCAUUCCUUUUUUUGCUCUUGUUCCAGUUUUCUCGACGAACUCGCGCGUAACCACUUUCUACGCAGGCUAGUGAUUUUAGUACUCCUCCAUCCUACUUCAGGUUUUUUUGAAAAGACACCUCUACUUUGAAAUACACUCUGAGAUCACUGAGAUACAUGUGAGUGCGAUUAUUAACUGAUAGAAUUAAUAAUAAAUUGGAAAAAAGUAAUUUGAUUCAUGCGAGCAUGCGCUUAUAACCGUGAACCUGUCCCUUUAACACAUUGCUCUUUGCUAUUUUAGGGAAGACUGCUAUAGUCACAGGUUCAAACACUGGAAUAGGAAAGGAGACUGCACUGGAUUUUGCCAAGAGAGGAGCUAGGGUUAUCUUGGCUUGCCGAGAUGAGGAGAAGGCCUCUAACGCUGCUAAGGACAUCAUUUCCGAGACUGGAAGUGAUAAAGUUGUCAUCAGGGUUCUUGACCUGGCCUCGUUUGAGUCUGUGAGAGCCUUUGCAAGGGUCAUCAAUGAAACAGAAGAGAGACUUGACAUUCUUGUUCACAAUGCUGGUCUAGGGGGGUCAUACCGGCUAACUAAGGAUGGAUGGGAGAGUGUAUUUCAAGUGAACUACCUCAGCCAUUUCCUUCUGACCAUGCUGCUGUUGGACAAGUUAAAGAAGUCUGCCCCCAGUCGCAUUGUGAAUGUGUCAUCGAUAGGUCAUACUGGGCCAAAGACUAUACCUUUAGAUGACUUUAAACUUUCGAAGGAAAAGUAUGAGGCAUUCAAACGAUACGGAGAGUCCAAACUUGCACAGGUUGUGUUUACAAGGGAACUAAGUCAGAGAUUGACAGGUUUGCAGAAUUCAGUGUUUAUUAAGCCAUUUCUUUCAUUGGGUAUAGUUGUUUUGUUUUGUAAUUACUUACAACAUCUGGUGUGUCCUAAAGAGAGGCAACAAGCAGAGCAAUUUCCCUUUCGCAUCAAAACAACUUUUUAAUUUUCGUACAAUUACAGGCCAUUGUUGUCAUUGGCAAUAUGUUAUCUGCAGUGAUGUUAUGAUCUAAUCUAGACCAAUAAAAAACACUUAUGGAAUAUACUGGUUAUUAUGAUACAUAAAGUGAUAACAAAAUUAUUCUUGAUAACAGUAAUAAUAAUCUCUAUUAGCUUACUAAUGCAGUUGUGAUCAUUUUGGUUUUUGCUUCUCUCUACUAACGUGUGUGUUUGUGUGUAUGUUGCAGUUAAUUUGCGUUUUUCUUUUGUUUUUGGGUAUGGUAAUGUAUGCUAAUGAAAUUAUUGAAACAAAGGAAAAAUAAAAUAACCUGAGAUAAAAAAAUAACUACAACAUAUACAUUCCUGUGUUGCCAUGUUGUACCUCCCCUUGUCUUAAAUAUUUUAUUUAAAUUAUCUAAUACUGAAUCUAUAGGCUUCCUGGCAUUUUUUAGGUAUUUUUAGGUUUUGGGUAUUUCAUGAACUUGGUACCCCUUUAAUUACUGGUAACUACAUGUAAUUAAUAUUAUAACUUGUAAAAUGGUCUUUAAUAUCUUAAUGUUUUGGGUACAAUGAUUAAAAUUCUUGUGGUUGAUGUUCCAUACAUUACUGUUUGUGAGUUGGCAAAAAAAAAAGUGCAUCUUCUGAAAAAAUUGUACUUGUUCAAUUUUCAUUGCAGGUACUGGCGUAACUGUUUAUGCUCUGCAUCCUGGUGCUAUCAAGUCUGAUAUUUGGCGUAACUGGAAGUUGUUACGUAAGCCCCUUGUCAAACAGCUUUGGCAGUUUCUAACAUUCUUGUUCUUUAAGAAUUGCAAGCAAGGAGCACAAACUACAAUAUACUGUUCAGUUGCAGAAGAGUUGGCUGGUGUCUCGGGUCUUUACUAUAGCGACUGCAAAGCCAAAGAGUGUAGUAAAGUUGCAAAAGAUCCUGGCUUGGCGAAGAAGCUUUGGGAAGCAAGUGAGAGGAUAACAGGAGAGAGCUGGAAACAUUAA